Molecule: messenger RNA, 943 nt
Organism: Physcomitrium patens
Lineage: Eukaryota; Viridiplantae; Streptophyta; Bryopsida; Funariales; Funariaceae
Biological process (GO): alkane catabolic process
Cellular component (GO): chloroplast
Molecular function (GO): electron transfer activity; iron ion binding
Source: RefSeq, a predicted model, not a curated record
CCGCGAGCACCAGAGCCGGCGUCGUGUAAGUGCCGUCGCCAUCGCCACCAGCACAACGCUGCACCACGAAUCGAUCGAUCAAUUGAAUUACUUGGUCCUGCUCUUCGGGUUCCAUCUCUGCUCCCUCAAUGGCGUCCGCUGCUGCUGCCGCUGCUGCUGCCCUCGCUGCGUCGCCUUCUGCUCUGCUGCUCCAGAACCGCAGCGCCAGGGCCAGCAUCCGCGCUACCCAUGGGCGCGUCUUGCUGCCCGGAUUGGGCCCCGUGACGAUUGUCUCGCCUCAACGGAAACGUGUUGUUGUUGCUGCGGACAAUGUUGAGCAGCAGCAGACCGAGCAGAAAGAGCAGGGAGUAAUGCAGGAAGCCCUGCAGGAAACCAUGUCGAAUCUUGAAACCUUGAAGGAGGCUAAAUCUAAAAGUAUUCUGAGCUCUCGUGAAGGUUUGGAGGAGAAAUUCGCCGUGCUCAAUACCGGUGCAUACGAGUGCCGGUCGUGUGGACAUGUCUACGAGGAAGCAAAGGGAGACGCAUCUUACCCCGUGGCAGCAGGCACCUAUUUCCGUGAUCUUCCGGAGGAUUGGCUGUGCCCCACAUGCGGUGCUGCCAAGUCAUACUACCAACCGAAGAGUGUAGAGGUGGCCGGUUUUGCCCAGAACCAACAAUUCGGUCUCGGUGGAAACACUUUGACUUCGGGACAGAAGAGUCUCUUAAUCUACGGUUCCCUCUUGGCAUUCUUUGCUCUCUUCCUGUCUGGGUAUUUCUUGCAGUAGUUGUAGCACAUGCUCUUCCCUGUAGAGAAGGUCCUCGGGUCAAAAGUUCUCAACAGGGAUUGCUAGAGUAGCCUUUUUCGAUGCGGUGUUUAGAUCUUGCCAGCACUAAGAGAGAGCUGUAGCGUGUAUUGUAUUAUGUAAAUUGAAUUGAGGUUAUCUAUCUAUUCUAUUUAUCUUAA